UAUCUGUCUCGCACUCUGUCUUGCAACGUUCGGCCCGGGCGCACGCAUACAUCGUCACAGGUAUCGGAGAGAAAGAAGUCCAGGAUGCCUUCGAACAUGACUCGAUCGAUUGACACAGAAGAGAGUCACGGUCAUCAUCGCAGUGAAACGACCAACCCUGAAGGGACUGUCAUGGAUUUUUCGGCGACCCAUUUCGGAAAAAACAAGCUCGAAAAAGAUCUACAACAUGAGUCCAGUGCAAUAUCACCAUUGGGGCACGGCGUCGUCAAGGUUUACGUAGGGCCGCUUGGCAGCACAUCUCCUCUGCCACCGCCCUACGGAGACCGAACCUCCUACCUCUUGCCGAGACCCCAGCGGUGGCCACCCGUUCACAAGCGGCGGAGAUCAAACAGGCCGAAACCGUUCAGAAGUGUCUCAGAGGUCUCAACGUGCCUCCCGAACCUACCGUUUUGUUAUCGUCUUGCAGCGUCUUACAGGGAGGGCAUACUCCGCCAAGCGGCCAGCGUCAAGAUGACCCCCCAUCGUCAUCAAAUACCUGAUGCCCAAGGGGUAAUGCGUGUCCCGGUGUGGCGGAGCUUGCGCACACACUGUGAUGGUGGUGUCUCUUUCGGAGACCCUCCGCAUAUAUAUCAAGAUCCCGCUCUUCCUCGAAACGAAAUGGUCUUUUCAUAAAUUAUAUCGCGCCACUUUUGACUUUCUUCGGUCCAUCGUUCGGGCCUGGCUUACACUUCGACGACAUCCUAUGUGAUUGAACGAGUAAUCCAUUCAUCAUGUCGCUGGAACAACAACAUCAGGACAAGGCGCCUCGCCAAAGUGCCACCUUCGCAAGCUCAAUCAGCGAUGCCGAAAGCCAAAUUCAGGAUGCGUCACAAAAGCCGACCAAGAAA
This is a messenger RNA of Dissoconium aciculare CBS 342.82, 887 nucleotides long. RefSeq lists its product as uncharacterized. The transcript has a single exon. Bases 85 to 672 code for a protein of 195 amino acids. Lineage: Eukaryota; Fungi; Ascomycota; Dothideomycetes; Mycosphaerellales; Dissoconiaceae. The record is from RefSeq and is a predicted model, not a curated record.